AAUGCCCACGUUGAUCUAACUAGUAUACCAACCGUUUGUGAACCAAGCUAACCAUGAUGAUUAAGCUGUUAUUUGUUGCGUUGCUUUGCGUGGCGGUGUUCGCCGAUUCAGAAGACGAUCAAAUUGGACCUCAAUUUGACAUUUCAAAUCGUGUUCCAUUAAAGAUGUGGCUGGGACCAGGGAGUGCAAUGGGCGAAACGGCUCGAAUUCACUCUUUAGUAAAACGUGCUGCACAAAACCAACCACCGGGACCACCACCACAGGGGAGACCACCACAGGGGGGACCACCACAGGGGGGACCACAGGGACAACAGGGACAACAAGGACAAGGACAAUACGGGCAAGGACAACAGGGAUAACUAGAGUUUGGUCUUCCAUGAAUACUGAAGUCUGUUCAUUGCGAGACAAAAAUGAUUAGAUUUAACUUAGCACUGUAUACAUUUUAUUAAAUUACUCGCACAACUGAGAAUUCCAUGGAUUUAGGAUAAUAAAAUUUAGCAUUGCAGAAA
This is a messenger RNA of Pogonomyrmex barbatus (red harvester ant), 509 nucleotides long. RefSeq lists its product as uncharacterized. NCBI's taxonomy places the organism in Eukaryota, Metazoa, Arthropoda, Insecta, Hymenoptera, Formicidae. The record is from RefSeq and is a predicted model, not a curated record.